CGGGGCGAAGGGGUCCGCGGCGGUGCGGAGGAGAUCGGGAAGGUGUUGUUCAGCCACGAGUCCAGGAUUCUCACCCCCGGAGGCGGUGCCAUCUCGCCCGGGGGCGCGGGGCCACCCGCGAGCCCAUCGCCGGGACACUAUCAUCCCCCUGCGCACAGUCCGCCCCUGGUCAAGAUUGGCGCGGUCCACGCCCACCAGCCGAACAAUAACCACCAGCAUCAUCAGCAGCAACAGCAGCAACAGCAACAACAGCCGUCGAGUCAACCGCAGGUGCCGGGUGCUGGUGCUGGAGGGGCCGGCGGGCCGGGGGGCGGCGUGGCCAGGGCCGGAGGCAUGUUCUGCUACCACUGCCCCCCGGGUCUCCCAGCGCCGCGAUUACCGCCAUCCCUGGAGUAUCCUUUCGCCCCGACUCAUCCCUAUACUAGUUAUUCCGCCUAUCAUCCAGCACUGCACGGAGUUGGCGAGGAUUCCUUCGUGCGGAGGAAACAGCGGCGAAACAGGACAACUUUCACCCUCCAGCAACUGGAGGAACUCGAGUCCGCCUUCGCGCAGACUCACUACCCGGACGUCUUUACGAGGGAAGAUCUAGCCAUGAAGAUUAAUCUCACGGAAGCGAGAGUGCAGGUAUGGUUCCAAAAUCGGCGGGCGAAAUGGCGUAAGAGCGAGCGACUAAAGGAGGAGCAACGCAAACGCGAGGGCGGAAACGGCGGCGGUGGCGGCAGCGGCGGCGGUGGCAGCGGCGGCGGUAGCGGCGGUGGUAACGUGGAAUCCUCCGCUCUGGCCGCGCCGACGUCUUCGUCGGCAGGCCUGAGUCCCACGGGAAAUGAUCCGGAGGGCACCACGACCAGCAGCAGCGCCGCCGACACGGAGGACGCCGUGGCAGAGGGAGCCGGAGGUGGCGGCGGCGGCGGUGGCUCCAGAAGCCCCAGCACGACUUCCGCCUCGGUCAGUCCCCGGCCCCAACCGAGUCAGCCGUCCCUGGGUGGUGUCUCGACGCCACCGCCGACCCCCAUAAGGGCGCCGCCGCCGCCGCCGCCGAGCACCGUGGGGGGCCUCGGACCACCCGCCGAGAGCACCACGGGGAUAGGCGCGGGCUUCAGGCCGGUGGAACCACCGACGUCCCUUUUCUUCUCGCCCCAUUUGGCCGCUCAGUUCUCGCCGCCGCUCUUCGGCAACAAGAUCGUCAGCAGCGCGUCGACGUCGCUGACCUCGACGACGCCGUCGUUGUGGACCACUAGCGACCAACACCGGCCGAGUAGCCUUCAGGAGAUGCUGUCUUGGUCGCCGACCGGCUGGCCCGGUUCCAUUUGCGGCUGUUGCAAACCCGGCACUACCGGCACCGGCACCACCGAUCUCCAUCGGAGCAACAGCCUGGCCGAGCUCCGGAGGAAAGCUCAGGAACACUCGACCGCCUCGGCCCUCCUCGGCGGCCUCGCCGGUUUCCCCGGGGGGCUACCUCUGCCUCUACCCUUACCGUUGCUGCCGCCCUUGCUGGGCCUCUCCAGGCGACCAGAGCACCAUCAUCAUCACCACCUGCCUGGCGUGGUGCAUCAAAUACAGCCCACCACCAAGGAAGAUCCCUAGGAUCGCCUCGACGAAUGCCAGAAUCGUCUCGUAGACGAUGAACGUAAAGACGUAUGUCAAAGGGAUAUCCCGCGCGUAUCGGAUGGUUGCAAAAUUGAAGCUCGACUGCGGUAUAACGAUUUCGGUGAGUUCGGAUAUCGAUGCUGUGUAAGAGUCGAAUAAUGUUACGUAUGAAGGAUGCCAUAAAUAUAUAUAUGUACAAAAUAAUUUAAAUAUGUUUCUGUGUUCUCUUUCAUACCGCACAUUUAGAAUUAUUAUUAUAAUUUUUACGCCCGAAGUAAAUAUUAUUAGAAGAAAUAAUCUUCCCAAUUAGAUUCAAUUUUGAAUCAUGAAUUUAAAAGCUUUGGAUUAAUAAUGGAUUAAGCGAAAAUGUAACGUUGAGAGUCGAACUCACCGAUAUCGCACCGCCAUGUUUGAUAUCUUCAAAAGUGCUUUUCUUAUCGUAAUUGCAUUUUAAUCUUGUCGCAUUUUUGGACGGAAAAAUGUUUUUUCUGAGUUUCGACGUUACGAGUUGUUCGAGCGAGUUUAAGAGUCUCAAUUCCGGAGACGACGAAGAAUUAACGAAGCAUAAUGCUACGAGGUGAUAACUUGGCUCCGUAAGGCGACUCGCGCAAACACCGCAAAUUGUUGCAUUCAUAUUGUCUUCGAUUGCGCCUUGUUAAAAUAAACAUUGCGCGAAUCCUGUUAAGAAAUCUUGCGCAAUCUCGAUAGACUUUAUUUUAGUUCAACGUACAACACGGUAGAUUUUUUAGAAGAAAAAAAAAUUUUCAUUCGCAGCAAAUUUGACACCUGCAUUUUCAGUUAUGCUUCGAGAUCGACCUUGCGAAAUUCUGACAUUCUAUGAAAUUUUUAAUUCUUUGCACUUUCUCUUUAAAAGGUACCAAUAAAUUAUUUGCGACUACUGUUAAUAUUUCUAUCGAGCUCCCUAUUGUUUAUUGGAUUUUAACAAAAAUGAGAAACAAACAAGAUACCAUUAGUACGCAAUAAAUCGUUAAAUAAUGCAGCGCUAUCAAUUUGCACAUUACUUUGUUUAUAUCCGCGGACGGUGUAAAUAGGCAGGGCGCAUUACAAUAAUCUUCAGUAGUAUUCUCAAAACACAUAAACACUUUUUCUUACACAUAUGUAACCAACAACAAUAGCGUGUGAAUCUCCAUAUUACGCAGAAUUUAUAUUUUAUUUAUUGCGACCUAGACACAUUUAUAUCACCAUCGUUCACUCAUCAUCGACAACGUACGAAAAUCGUUCUGUUCCAGUGACCGUAAUGUAAAAAGUUUGGAGCGAAUCCGUUAAUCUCGCGGCGGAGAAGCGUUUCCGAGAGAAAAAAGAAUUCCGCGAGAGGAGGAAGAAGCCGGAUUUCGGACUGACGUCUUGAAUUUGCAAUGCUAAAAUGUCGCGAUACGCUUUGUAUUGUACAUAAAUGAGAAUAACCGCGGCGGGAGAACGGAAACGAGAACGCAACGCGAGAGCGACGCAUCGAAACCCCUGCGGAGAUGUGUUGGUGGUGGAGGUGUUUACGGAUGGUUUCGUUUCCUUUCACGCGAGUAGGAAGACGCGACGGACCAACACGUGCCUGAUGCGCUGUAUAUUCAAUUGCUUGACACGCUCGACCAGUCGAUUCGUUCAAGCCACGCGAACAGGCUCGAGUGUGCACUCAUCGUAAAAUUCCUAUCAGCGGGGGUUGAAACCGAUAUAGUAAUCUCGAUUGGAAUUCGGCGAGAAAGGGAAAACGUCUUCUCGGACGAGCGGAAGAGGGAAAACGUCUUCUCGGAUCCUCGAGUGAAAUUUCUCUCGCGGAAAUUGUGUCCGUUUUAAUCCCUGGCUGCCGGUAAAAGGAAGAAACUCGUUUCGAGUUGGCUACUACUCUUACAUGCCUUAAAAAAAAAAAA
Molecule: messenger RNA, 3470 nt
Organism: Pogonomyrmex barbatus (red harvester ant)
Lineage: Eukaryota; Metazoa; Arthropoda; Insecta; Hymenoptera; Formicidae
Gene: Drgx
Product: Dorsal root ganglia homeobox
Biological process (GO): regulation of transcription by RNA polymerase II
Molecular function (GO): RNA polymerase II transcription regulatory region sequence-specific DNA binding; DNA-binding transcription factor activity, RNA polymerase II-specific
Source: RefSeq, a predicted model, not a curated record